Molecule: messenger RNA, 1680 nt
Organism: Arxiozyma heterogenica
Lineage: Eukaryota; Fungi; Ascomycota; Saccharomycetes; Saccharomycetales; Saccharomycetaceae
Gene: PDE2
Product: 3',5'-cyclic-nucleotide phosphodiesterase PDE2
Exons: 1
Coding region: 1-1680 (559 amino acids)
Biological process (GO): cGMP catabolic process
Molecular function (GO): 3',5'-cyclic-GMP phosphodiesterase activity; 3',5'-cyclic-AMP phosphodiesterase activity
Source: RefSeq, a predicted model, not a curated record
AUGUCCACAUUAUUUUUAAUCAAUUGUAAUCUUCAGAAAUUAAGCUUCAGCGACUCGAACUUUAUUGAAUCUAAAUUCCAACGUGUUUUAGAAAUGCCUACUCCUCAACAAUUAUUCGAAAAAUUCUAUUUCGAUAGAAUCCAGAGGUUUCCUAAUAAAUGGAACUACGAGACUGGUGUCUCUUUAAUAGUCUUAGGUAAUACAGAGUAUAAUAUUGAAGACUUUUUAACUAUUCAAUACAGAUUCUUCCCAACUUUUAAUCUGAAAUUUGUCACACUAAUUGAUUUUAUCAUAAAUUGGAAACAGAUUAUUAAGCGAAUUCAAAUCGAAUAUAAUUUAUGUAAACUAAAAAUCAAAAGAAUGAACCAUUGGAUGCAUCAUCAUCAUCCUCAUCAUCAUGAUCACCAUACUACUCUUGUGGAAGGUAAUCAUAAAGAUGAGAGAUGUGUGAAUACAAAAAUGGAGAAUAAUGAUAGUUCAAAAGCUUACAGAAGUUGUGAGUAUAGUAUAUAUACUAUGUUGGACCAUUUAACUAAUUUAAGGAGUGCAAAUAAUAGAUCAAAAUGUGUGAUACCAAAAGUGAUUUGCAAUAUCGAAUUUAGUGCAAUUGUGUCAAAUCUUGAAAAGGAUAAAGAAUCUUUACCACACAGUUUAGAAGAUAAAGAUUUUUAUUUGAAACUUUUCAAUUCCUGGGAUUUUUCUGCAUUGAAUUUAACUACAAGAGAAUUAAUAAUUGGUGGAUACUUUUUACUAAAUUUUUUGGCUCAAAAUGCCAAAAUUGAAAUUUCACAAAAUAAAUUAUUGCUUUUAUUGUUUACACUAGAAUCCUCAUAUCAUCAAGUUAAUAAAUUCCAUAAUUUUAAACACGCCAUAGAUGUAAUGCAGGCCACUUGGAACCUAUGCCAGAUCCUAUUACCAGAGAACCAUGAACUGACGUUACUGUUAUGUCUCGCUGCCAUUGGUCAUGAUAUUGGCCAUCCAGGUACUAAUAAUUCCUUGUUCAGAGAUGAUAGUGAUUUAUCUAUAUCGUUCAAGAAAACUUCAAUACUAGAGAAUUUUCAUUUCCAGACUUUCCACGAAGUUAUUAAAUCAAUCUGGCCGCAAGUAUUUGAAUUAUCAGUUAAAGAUGCAACUAUAAGGGAAAGUAACGAAGAUAUUACAAAGAAGAUAAUUUUGGCUACAGAUAUGAGUCUGCAUGAUAAUUAUGUCAAUAUGUUGACUCAACAAAAGAAAUCAGAAAUAACCACAAUGGAAAUAUUGUCCUUUAUUAUCAAAGCAGCAGAUAUAUCGAAUGUAACAAGACCGUUAAAUAUAUCAGCUAAAUGGGCAUAUUUGAUUACAUUAGAAUUCAAAGAUUGUUUUAAUUUACAAACUUUUAACCAAUCCAAUAAAAAUGAAGACUUUUCUUGCGGAGACAUACCCAUGAUGAUAGAUCGUGAAGCUGAAAUUGAUGAAGAUAUGAAUUUUGAAAUCGAGCUGCAUAAUACAAUUAUAAAAGAACCAUUCCAAUUGUCGCUUUUACUUAAGAAUUAUCCAAUGAUACCUAAGGGGCAAUUAUUUUUCAUUGAUACCUUUGCAUAUGAUUUUUUCGAUAAGUUAUCAACUAAAUUCCCUGAAUUAAAAUUUCUCAUCAACAAUAUUAAGUCUAAUAAGGAGUUUUGGCUAUCUAAAGUAGAGUGA